Messenger RNA from Liolophura sinensis, 1657 nucleotides. RefSeq names its product coiled-coil-helix-coiled-coil-helix domain-containing protein 5-like. Lineage: Eukaryota; Metazoa; Mollusca; Polyplacophora; Chitonida; Chitonidae. Gene Ontology annotation, cellular component: mitochondrial intermembrane space. Bases 124 to 453 code for a protein of 109 amino acids. The transcript has 4 exons. Gene Ontology annotation, biological process: cellular respiration. The record is from RefSeq and is a predicted model, not a curated record.
GUAAUUUGUAAACAUUUCAAACUGGAACACGUGGUUGUCGAGUAAAGUGACGGUGUAAACAGCUGUUUUAGGAGAUUCGUGAUGAUGCUAAGUAGCACAUCAUUUCGUUUCAUUUGUUGAACUAUGGACAUAUCCAUUGAGCUGGUGAAGCGGCAUUGUAGUCGAUAUUUUGAGAGUUAUGCUUCAUGUGUGGACAAGUUCCCCUACACGUGGCACUUGGAUUGUGACAAACAGAAAGCCAAGCUGAACAAAUGUGCUGAAGGACACCCAACGAUACAGAACAUAAAAUAUGGAUGUGUGGACUCCUUCGAAAAGUAUGACGAAUGUAUCAGCACUCACCCAUCCAAAGCUGAGCUUUGUGGCCAGUUUUUAAAUGCGUUUAAAAAAUGCGCCAAAAAAUUUUACACUGCAGAAGAUAUUAAAAGUGUUUCUGACAGAGGAGCCAAAUCUUGAUACUUACCAUAUGUUACAACCAAGGACAAUACAGAAAGUGUCAUUCACAUACACUCAAGAGCCAAAUGCAGAUCUCUGUGGCUUGCAUCACCUGCAGCCAUGUGACAGUUGUACGAGCGGCAUGAAAACAGAUUUGUAUCCAAUUGGGUUUAGGACGUGGGUGUACCUCUGUUUUGUGAUGAAAGUGAUGAUGGCCAUCAACAGAUAUAUGUUUUUUGGGCUUAACCCCACCUUACCCUCUAGAACAGUUUUUAUUGUCCUUUUGAAAGAAUAUUUUGGUCCAAGUUUUAAUUUCUUUAAAAUGCCUCUUUCAUUAGCCAGAAUAAGAAAAAAAAAUCCAUACUGACCUUCCAUGUUUUUUUCAGAUAGGGUUGGUAUAUUUGAACAAAACCUUCUUUGAAAUUAGUCUGGGGCUACAGUAAAACUGUUGCCUGUGUUCUGCUUUUCUGUUCAUGGACAGAUCUUGGAAACCAAGCCUUCUCAUUUCUUUCACAUUUUUUCUGAGUUGUGCCCAGAGUUUGUUACAAAUGAAUUCAUAGAAAAAUAAUCACAUUUUACUUAGAAUGCAACUUCUGACCAUAAUGAACAUGUCUUUGCUGUGGCCACAUAUCUUAAUAUGAUCAAAUAUAUCAGCCAUAAUUGUGUGGAGAGUGGCGUCGUCGUCGUCGAAGGCUAUAUACAUGUAUGCGUUUGGACUUCUGAUCAAAUAUAUCAGACAUAAUUGUGUGGAGAGUGUCGUCGUCGUCGAAGGCUAUAUACAUGUAUGCGCAUGGACUUCUGAUCAAAUAUAUCAGACAUAAUUGUGUGGAGAGUGGCGUCGUCGUCGUCGAAGGCUAUAUACAUGUAUGCGCAUGGACUUCUGAUCAAAUAUAUCAGACAUAAUUGUGUGGAGAGUGGCGUCGUCGUCGAAGGCUAUAUACAUGUAUGCGUUUGGACUUCUGAUCAAAUAUAUCAGCCAUAAUUGUGUGGAGAGUGGCCUCGUCGUCGUCGAAGGCUAUAUACAUGUAUGCGUUUGGACUUCUGAUCAAAUAUAUCAGACAUAAUUGUGUGGAGAGUGGCGUCGUCGUCGAAGGCUAUAUACAUGUAUGCGCAUGGACUUCUGAUCAAAUAUAUCAGCCAUAAUUGUGUGGAGAGUGGCGUCGUCGUCGAAGGCUAUAUACAUGUAUGCGCAUGGACCUCUGAUCAAAUAUAUCAGCCAUAAUUG